Messenger RNA from Gilbertella persicaria, 1053 nucleotides. Its product is annotated as endonuclease-reverse transcriptase-domain-containing protein. The record is from RefSeq and is a predicted model, not a curated record. The transcript has 4 exons. NCBI's taxonomy places the organism in Eukaryota, Fungi, Mucoromycota, Mucoromycetes, Mucorales, Choanephoraceae. Bases 1 to 1053 code for a protein of 350 amino acids. Gene Ontology annotation, molecular function: catalytic activity.
AUGCCUAACACUGGGCCAGACAACAAUACUGGGCCAGUAUCGGCUCUCAGUGUAUAUGAAACUGAUGCUGUUGAACGCGAGUACGAUCUCGGUCGAAAGCGUUCAAUCUGUCCCCACUGCAACACGAAAGAACUUGAUAUCAAUAACAACAAACAUGUUCUCGCAGUACUGAUCCAUAACGACUAUGCAGAGGAAUUGCGCCUUCACCUCGCAAAGUUCAAGAUCAACCUUAAGAAUGACUUUAAUCCAUGCAGCCCAAACAUUCACCGCGAUCCAAAGUAUGCCAACGAUACUCCUACACAACGUGCAGCUAUGGCUCACAAUUACCACUGCGAGAGAAUGGUUCGAGCUCUGGAUUUCAUUCGUGAGCCUGUCAAGUUUGCUGUUGCCCGAUACCUCCAUCGACAAGGAUGGAUUGACAGUACCCUUUUGGAAGAGACCCUUCGCUCUUCUCGUAGCACAUCCAAGCACGCCGCUGAUCUUUUCGGCAGAGAUGAUGAUAUGCUUACGGAUGGCCAGCAAGGCAUCAGCCUUUUAGUGCCCCCUUCCUGUCUUUAUACAAUACAUCACAUACAAUAUGAACCAUCAUCCACUUCUCAAUACAAACUAUCUUUUGUGAUUGCAGAUAUUUUAGUCCAUUGUCUGUACAUACCUCCACAUGAAUCAAGAGAAAAGGUGCAGGCAAUACUUGAUUCAUUAUCUCUUUCAUGGAGAAAUACAACACAGACAAUAAUUUGUGGAGAUUUCAACGCACGAAUGGGAUCAUUUACAGGCGACAAAAUCAAUAAACCUCAUAGACUGAUCGUUAAGGAAUGGAUCCAAGGCAACAACCUUAUCGUGUGGAACAGCUGGUUACAACUGGGAAACCCAACCUGUCUUCGACAAAGCGGUAGCAGUAUCGUUGACUAUUUCCUUAGUACUAAUGAACUACUCAACCCAAAGCUUACUAUUUGUGAAGAUAUGUCUCUAGACUCAGACCACAAAUUGAUGCAUCUCGAUUUUCUAACUAAUUCGGCACCGCCACCACCUUCAGAAAAUCCUAGAAUCAUAUAG